ACCAGAAGGCUGCUUCUAUACAAGAAGUUCUCCAAAAGAUUAUGAACUUUGAUUUUUCUUCCAUAUCCCCCACAGCGCAUACAAUUGCUAUAUCCGCAUACAUCGACUUCUUACCGUCAUUGCAGUAUUCGAAGCCGUUAGGAACUUCGAGAUUCUUGAAAACCAUACAAUGCUUAUCUCCAAGUGGAUAUGUGGUGGUGAAAUUACUUAUCAAACCACCCGAGACAGAAAUAGACAUGCACGUUUACCUAGAUAGGCUGAACGAACUAAAAUCACAACUCCACGAUAUACCCAACACUCUUCCGUUCGACACGUUGAUAGAUUCAGAGCGUGCCACAUAUCUAGUACGACCUUAUGUGCGGUACAAUCUAUAUGAUAGACUUUCUAUACGUCCUUUUUUUGAAAGCGUUGAGAAAAAAUGGAUUGUGUAUCAGCUAUUGGUGACCUUAUCAAAGAUGCAUGAAAAUGGAAUCUGCCAUGGUGACUUGAAGACUGAAAACGUGUUGCUCACCUCCUGGAAUUGGAUUUUGUUGUCUGAUAUUGGACUAUUCAAGCCAGUUUACCUACCGGACCAGAAUCAAUCUCAAUUCUCAUUUUAUUUCGAUACCAUCCAAAGGCACUCCUGUUAUGUUGCACCCGAGAGAUUUAAGAGCCAAGCAGAAAUUGACGAGCUUUCGAAGAACCCGGAAAACUUUAAAUUGAGACCUGAAGUUGACAUUUUUUCACUUGGAUGUGUUAUUGCCGAGCUGUACAGUGAUGGUCUACCCAUUUUUUCUCUCCCCCAAAUGUUUCGAUAUAAGAAGAAAGAAUAUAUUCCAAACUUGGAUGCAAUUGAAGACUCAAAUAUUAGAAAGUUGAUCCGUAGUAUGAUAAGCUUAGAUCCAAAGGAAAGGUUAUCUGCAAAGCAAUAUUUAGUCAACUUUAGAAAGCUACUGUUUCCUGAUUUCUUUUACAAUUUCCUGUACUCUUACGUAAAGAACCUCUCCACUUAUUCACCUACAUCAACCGACCCAUCUUCACAGUUCCAAAUAUGUGAUUAUCGAAUCGACCGAUUGUACCAAGAUUUUGAUAAAAUCUCUCUCUACUUGGGUUUUAAGCGCAACAUUAUAGAGGCUGACGAAAACAAUACACAGAAGAGAAACGAAGCAAGCUUAAUACCAGUUGAAUUGAAUUUACCGGGAAUGAACAAACAUAUACCACAAAAUACUGCUGCAAUAUUCAAGGACGAAUCUGUCAACGAUUGCUCCUCUUUGAUACUCCUCUCCAUUCUAUGCCAUAAUGUACGAAAUACGACCCACUCAUCAUACAGAAUUAAGGCUUGUGAUUUGAUUUUGGCAUUUGGUGAGCAAUUACACGACGAAGCUAAGUUUGAUAGAUGUUUACCAUACUUAAUAAACAUGCUCGAUGAUCCCAGCGAAAGUGUUCAGAUCUCUGCACUUUGCUGUAUGACCCAACUUUUGAUGAUGAUUGAUACCAUUACCCCAAUAAAUGUUCACGUUUUUACUGAAUAUAUUGUACCCAAACUACAAUUAUUUCUAAAAAGGUCGUAUAUGGCAAUCAAACAAAAAUCUUUGAACAUGAUAGCUAGCCCUUCAAAAUUUGAGGAUAGAUCACAGCCACAAACCUCCUCUAAAAGUCCUGACGUUAUAAGAGGCUCUUACGUUAGAAUGGUUUUUGCAUGCUGUUUACCAUAUUUAGCCAUGACAUCAAAAAAAUUCUACGAGUUAUCUGUUUUACUCAAAAAUAGGGUAGGCACUUAUCGUGACCCAGAUAUUGAUAGCAUAAUAUUCAAUGAUAGAGAUAGGAACGAGUUCGAAUACGCAGAGAUCGUUCAAAAUUUUGAGCAUUUGACCAUACAGAUUUUGACUGACAGUAAUAUUUAUGUGAGAAUUGCUUUAAUGAGAAAUAUUCGCCCUCUCUGUUCUUUCUUUGGGAAAGAUAAAACCAAUGAUGUCAUAUUGAGUCAUCUGAUCACCUAUCUGAACGAUAAAAAUCCCCAAAUCAAGCUUGCCUUUGUAUCAAGCAUUGUUCCAUUAUCUAUCUUUGUCGGGGUCACAAGUUUAGAGCAAUACAUUUUGCCAUUAUUGGUGCAAGCCUUAUAUGGACCCGAAGAGACCAUUGUUAUCACUUUAUUGAAAGUCUUGACCGAAUUGAUUAACUUAGGAUUGGUAAGAAAAGAAUGCUUUUGGGACCUUGUUAACCUUUCUGUCGUUUUAAUUUUACAUCCUAAUGGUUUGAUCCGUCAGUCUGUGUUGAACUUGAUAAUUGUUAUUGGAAAGCAACUUUCUAUGUCGGACUUCUAUUGCAUGCUAUAUCCUUUGAUUAGACCCUUCUUUCAACAUGAAGUCACAAGUUUUGUUUGGGAAAACUUGUAUAUAGCAGCUCAUACUCCCUUGCCAAGGGCAGUUUUCAACAGUCUUGUUCUUUGGAGCUUAUCUACUCAAGAUUCACUUUUCUGGCAAAGAUUGUCGAUUGAAAAUGGAUCAAAGAAUAUUGAUAUGUUUGGAAAUGCAAAAUUAAUUUUCUCUAAGAAAAGGGCAUUAAACGGGAGCACUUCCUCAAGCAAUGGAGGACGAGGCAACGCAGAUGAUUUUGUGGCCAACUUCGAAGUUCCAUUAAGUAGUUCCGAUGCAGAAAAAAUAGAAAAGUUGAAAGGUCUGGGGCUUAAAAGUAAUGAGUUGUGGAAAAUUGCAUCACUGAGAUCCUAUAUUUACAAAGUUUCAAGGUUAUCUCUGAGAGCUUCGAAGUGCAAGAUAGGUGCCGACGUUACUAGAUUGAUUCCUAGAAGUGUGUUCAUUGAUGUGAUUCAUAGGUACGAGGCGAACGAUAGAACAGAGGACUACAUAAUAUCUAAUCCAGCAGAAAAUAAUAGAAAUCUCUCACUUUCGUCUAACAAUAAUGGUACUAAAGAAAGAGGAGGUCCACUCAUCUUGAGAAAUUUGCAAACCCCUAAACCAGUCGUCACAACCAGUGACAAAAUGGCGUUUGGUGAGUCGUCUAAUAACUUUUUAAAGAGAGAAAAUCCUUUAUUUGAAGAUUUUGGAGAUGCUAAUGUUUAUGAUGAGAGUAUGCAGCUGAAAAAGUUAACUACUGAUAUAUCUUACAGCUAUCCAGGUAGGAACCCUUUCAUUCUAAAGUUUUUGCGCAGCCUUGUGUUUGAGCCAGAUUUACAAGAUUAUCAUGAGUUUGGUCAACUAGUUGACACUACAAGCAUUGGAGUUAGCGAACCUGUAGAGGGAACCAACAAAACAUGUGUUCUAGUUUCCAGGUUGAUAGACCAUAAAGCCUCUAUAAUUGAUCUCAUAGUUGCCCCAGACCAUGAAUACUUUAUAUCUGGUGAUAUCUUGGGUGUUUUGAAAAUUUGGGAGUCGAAAAGGCUAGAAAUUGAUGUCACCGGAGAACCGUGCUUGUCUGUUAACCUAGGGUCACCGAUAAAAUCCAUAUGCAUGAUGAAAGAUCGCCACUGUUUUGCAGUAUCCAAAGAAGAUGGCUCGGUAGAUAUUUUUAGGGUUGACUUUGUCAGCACCUUAGAGAAUUUCAAGCUUAAAGUUUACCCUACAACAUCCAUCACACUUCUCAAGCAUUACAAAGUGGGAUCUGAUGACCAGUAUGCAAGCAACCUCCGCUUCAGCUUAAUCAGAAAUAAACCUUAUCUAUUCAUGGUUACGCCAACCUCAAAAAUAAUCGGAGUGGAUAUACGCAACAUGAAGGAAGUUUAUAAUUUGCAAAACAACAUAGUACACGGAAGUAUUCAGUCACUUUAUGUUGAUGGGAUGCAGACGUGGGCUGUGGCUGGAACGAACAAAGGUGUUAUUGAUUUAUGGGAUUUGGAAGCUGGGCUCUGCGUGAAAUCUACAAAGUUCAAGCACAGCUCAUAUGGAAUUACAAAAAUGGUUGAAGUUAGUAAUGUUUUGUCGAGCUCUAAGAACAACGAAAAGUUUGUGUGUUUUGUUGGAGGGACAGGGGAUUCUGAUGUUAUUAUCUGGGAUGUCGAAAGAGCCCAGCCGAGAAUCGUACUGUGCUCGAGUAGUAAAAAAUCUUUUUCUACCAUUGAGCUCUACAGUGUGUGCGAAGUUAAUGACGAAAUUGAAGACAGUAUCCUAGAUUUAUACAUCAACAAGAAACAUGUCGAAAGUGACAAUGGAUGUACCAGUGUGGCGUAUAGCUCUUUCGACAACAGCUCCAAACAAGGAAAAAUACUAGCUGCUCAGCACAACAGAAAAAUAAUUGAGUGGGAUCUCAGCAACUUUGAGGAUUCACGGGUGGUUGUUGACGUUCGAGGUAAGGAUGGACAUGUCGGUGAUUAUCCUGUUUACUCCGAAACACAGGUGAACUCAAUGUUGACUUUUGUGCACGAGAGAUACAUCUCAGCGAAGAACAAAGACACUACAGCCUCCAACAGAAUCGGGAAUGGCCCCAAAGUUGUCAGCAAGGCCCCCUGUGAAAGUAUCAGCUCUCUUACCUACCUUCAAGUGCCCUACAAAAUGGUGGUCUGUGGAGAUCAAUCAGGGGCAAUCAACAUAUACAGAUAGAUAUGUAAGCGUAUAGUAAGUAUUACUGAAACAUUAGCGAGGCGAGAAGAUCGAUCACCAGCAAAAAAAU
This is a messenger RNA of Pichia membranifaciens NRRL Y-2026, 4602 nucleotides long. RefSeq lists its product as hypothetical. Gene Ontology annotation, biological process: autophagy of peroxisome; late endosome to vacuole transport; protein phosphorylation. The transcript has a single exon. NCBI's taxonomy places the organism in Eukaryota, Fungi, Ascomycota, Pichiomycetes, Pichiales, Pichiaceae. Gene Ontology annotation, cellular component: late endosome; nucleus-vacuole junction; phosphatidylinositol 3-kinase complex, class III, type I. Gene Ontology annotation, molecular function: protein serine/threonine kinase activity; ATP binding; protein binding. Bases 42 to 4532 code for a protein of 1496 amino acids. The record is from RefSeq and is a predicted model, not a curated record.